Molecule: messenger RNA, 2775 nt
Organism: Pisolithus orientalis
Lineage: Eukaryota; Fungi; Basidiomycota; Agaricomycetes; Boletales; Pisolithaceae
Product: glutathione degradosome
Exons: 18
Coding region: 1-2673 (890 amino acids)
Biological process (GO): glutathione catabolic process; proteolysis
Molecular function (GO): protein binding; peptidase activity
Source: RefSeq, a predicted model, not a curated record
AUGUUCGACUCUGCAGCCUCUGUCAGCAAACCCAUACCAUCGCUGCCGUCGCCACUUCUUGUCCAUUCGUUGGGAGAUGAGAACAGGUCUGUCCUCAGUUUGAUGGCUGAUACCGAGCACAUAUAUGCUGGGGGACAAUGCCAAGAUAUAUCUGUCUGGUCAAAGCAAACUUGCACCCUCAAGACAAGUCUGCGGGGUCAUACGGGUAGCAUACUCGCUUUAGAGCUUGCAGAAGAGAAGCGGUGGUUGUUUAGUGCUUCGGGUGAUAGUACAGUUAGGAUAUGGUCCACUACGAGUUUCGAACAGAUCUACGUCCUGUAUCCAUACCUAGAAACAGGGGCAGGUGAUCUCUUUUCGCUGGCAUGGAAUCCCAGUCUGCAAACCAUAUACAUCGGUUGCCAAAACACCUCACUUCAGUGGUUCGGAUUUUCCGAGGAUCAAAUCGGUCAGCGAAUCAAGGAGACUAGCUCUGGCGUGUCGACACCCUCACGCAAGGUUCACAAGUUCUUUGACAGCUAUCCUCAGUACACGCACAAGCCUGCUGACCUCUUUGCCAACAAUUUUGGCUCGUUCUCGCCUCCCUCGUCGGAGAAGGGCACGUCAGUGAACACAGCCUCUGCUUUUGAUAUCCCAGCAUCGAACGUCAUAGACUCUGCACACUAUGGUUAUGUCUACUGCAUGGCAAUCGUACCGUCUUCUAGAGCAGGCUCCGAUGAUCCUCUUUCACCGUCUGGCAGGUGUCAACAACUUUUGACAGGUAGCGGGGACGAAACUGUUAAGCUGUGGAACUGCAUGUCAUCCGGACCGAAACUUCUUCACACCUUCGAAUGCUCUCAUGGUGCCGUACUAUCACUUGCAGCCAGAAGUGACACCGUCUUCGCUGGUUGUCAGGAUGGUUAUGUCAAGGUUUUCGACCUGGAAACCAAGACACUUGUACGCACGAUUAUAGUGCAGGAGAAUGUCGAUAUCUUGUCCUCGUCGAUGAUGCAUUCAGACUUGUUCACCUGUUCUGCAAACGGUCAAGUUCAGCGCUGGUCUCCUUCCUUUAACUGCACGUCAACUUGGAAAGCACACGACGGGAUUGUGCUUUCGUCUGUUAUUACUCAGUCUACCGAAGCGAAUGGCUUUGUGCUGGUGACUGGGGCAAACGAUGGCUUCGUCAAAAUUUGGGACAUAGCAGUACCUCUGGAAGCCAACGACAGUGAAAAGUUUAUCGAUAAUUCCAUUGUGGACCUGAACGGCGAUGAUGACCAUGACGUCCUGACUUAUGCGCUGUCUACAUUCGUCUCUAUUCCAAGCGUGAGCUCAGACCCGCUGCACCACGAAGAUUGUCGGCAAGCUGCCAUGUGGCUCAAAAAGUGUCUUCAUCAACUUGGAGCAGAGUCUACACUAGUGAGGAAACAAUAUUCCAGUGCUGUAACGUUGAAGAUUGAUAUUAUCCUCCGUAGCUACCCACUUGCGAAAUGGGGAAUCCUGUUGUUUUGGCAACCUUUUCAAGGCACUCAAGGAGAGCAACCCAAACCCAGGAUACUCUUCUAUGGGCAUUACGAUGUUGUCUCAGCACCGAGGGAUGGCUGGAAUUCCGAUCCUUUCACAGUCCUUGGCCGCAAUGGAUACUUGUAUGGGCGCGGCGUAACGGAUAACAAGGGGCCAAUAAUCGCUAUCGCUUGUGCAGCUGCCGAGCUUCUCAGAAGGCGAGCCCUUGGCGUGGAUCUUAUCUUCUUGAUCGAAGGAGAGGAGGAAGUAGGAAGCACCGGCUUCAUGGAUACCGUACGAAAACACAAGGUUUUCCCUCACUCUCUUCCCCGCUGCACUGCCACUUAUUCUCACCAGGCGCAGAUAGGAAGCAUCGACGCAAUCCUUUUAAGCAAUUCUACGUGGAUAACUGAGUAUCCACCAUGUAUUACUUACGGCUUACGAGGCGUCGUGCACGCAACCCUUGCGAUCUCAAGUGGAGCUCCGGACCAGCAUUCUGGAGUUGAAGGUGGUGCGGUAGUUGAACCGAUGUUAGACAUGAUUCGUUUGCUUUCAACACUAACAGAUAGUCAGAGGAAAGUAGCUAUUCCCGGGUUUUAUGAAAGUGUUAGACAACAGACGGAAGACGAAAAGCAGCUAUACACACUCUUGUCUCAGGUGACAAGAAGCCCGGGCUCUGUCCUAUCAUCAAGGUGGCGAGAACCGUCCCUUACCGUCCAUAACCUUGCUGUAUCAGGACCUGGAAACUCCACUGUCAUUCCCGGCACGGUUACAGCCCAAGUUUCGCUACGUAUCGUACCCGAUCAGGACUUAGAGACUGUAUCGCGAUCCGUCGUGUCGCAUUUACAAGCUUCUUUCAAUUCUUUCAAUUCUCCCAAUGCGUUAUCGGUUACUAUUGAGCGAACAGCCGACUGGUGGCUUGGGGACUUGGAUGGUCCGUGGUUUAACGCACUUGAGUCUGCUGUUCACGAAGAAUGGGGAGUGCAACCACUUCGAAUAAGGGAGGGCGGGUCUAUACCCUCUAUACCCAACCUAGAGAAAGAGUUUGGUUGUCGAGCGCUUCACCUUCCUCUGGGUCAAAGCAUGGACCGAGCCCAUCUGCCCAACGAACGUAUUUCUCUUGCUAAUCUCCGCCGCGGGAAGUCAGUUGUCGAACGAUUUUUGGCUAAAGUUGCCAAUGUCGACAUAAAGCGUUGACGGCCUGCACGAUUGUACUGGUAUAGACGGGAUAGAAUGCAUUGUAUAAUAGUACACUGCGGAUUUCGUUGUGGUCGCAUGAAUUUGUUUAUGAACUUGGGG